This is a messenger RNA of Sitophilus oryzae (rice weevil), 1924 nucleotides long. RefSeq lists its product as uncharacterized. The record is from RefSeq and is a predicted model, not a curated record. Bases 67 to 1863 code for a protein of 598 amino acids. Gene Ontology annotation, molecular function: DNA binding. Gene Ontology annotation, cellular component: nucleus. The transcript has 2 exons. NCBI's taxonomy places the organism in Eukaryota, Metazoa, Arthropoda, Insecta, Coleoptera, Curculionidae.
GGUAUACGUAAAAGCAUUUAAUUUUUAAUAUUUUUAUGCUGUAGACAAUUCCAAAACAGUAUAAUAAUGAGCCCGUACAAACGAAAGAGCGAUAGAGUACUAAAAUUUACGCAAGAAAUGUUAAAUAUGGCAGCCGAUAGAAUAUCAAAGGGAGAGAGUAAAAGAUCGGUUGCAAAGGCAUUGGGGGUAAAUGAAUGUACUCUAAGGAAGAGGUUGCGUGAAGGCACUGUUCCAACUAGCUUGGGUAGAUUUAAACCAAUAUUUUCGAAAGCACAAGAAAAAGAAUUGGCGGAUCAUAUUCGCGAUCUGGAGGCGAGAUUUUACGGACUUCGUAUGAAGGAUGUUAGAUCACUAGCUUUUCAAUACGCGAAACUAAACCACAUUUCUCAUAGGUUUAACGAACAAAAUUUAAUGGCAGGGAAACAUUGGGCACAGGACUUUGCUGCUAGAAAUCGUUUAUCUUUAAGAGCUCCAGAAAAAUGUAGUUUAGGUCGGGCUACAGGAUUUAAUAAAGUCCAGUGUGACAGAUUUUUUAAAAAUUUAAAACUUGUCUACGAAAAAACAAAAGUGCUGUCACACAGAAUUUUUAAUAUGGACGAGACGGGACUUUGUACUGUUCCAAACAAGCUCCAUAAAAUUUAUGCAGUAAAGGGCAAAAGAACAGUAUCAAAAAUAGUGUCAGCCGACAGAGGUCAAUUAGUUACUGCAGUAUGCUGUAUGAGUGCCUCUGGUACCUGGGUACCGCCAGGUUUAAUAUUCGCUAGAAAGCGUAUGAAAGAAGAACUUUUUUAUGGGGCACCUCCAGGUACACUGAAGAUGAUAUCUGAUUCUGGGUAUAUGAACACAGAAUUAUUUCUAGUUUGGUUGCACCAUUUUUCAACCUUUGUUAAACCUUCCGAGUCGGAUCCUGUAGUUUUAAUUAUGGACAACCAUAUUUCACAUUGCUCUCUGGAAGCAGUUUUAUUUGCGAGGAGCCAUUUUAUUACACUUUUAACAUUACCACCCCACGGAAGUCAUAAGCUUCAGCCUUUGGACAGAGUAUUCUUCUUCCCCUUAAAAACGGCUUUUUCUGGAGAAUGUGAUAAAUGGAUGGUUAGUAAUCCUGGGAGACCAAUCACAAUGAGAGAAAUGGCAGCGCUUUUCCAUUCAGCUUAUUCAAAAGUCGCUACAAUAGAGAUCUGUGAAAAAUCAUUUGAUUGUACAGGGAUAUAUCCCUACAAUCCUGAUAUUUUUACCGCAGCAGACUUUGCCCCGUCUGAAGUCACUGAUAAAUUUCAUUCAGAUGUAGACCGUCAAGGACAAGAGGAUAUAAAUAGAAAUGAAUUAAUAGAAUGGUCUGAUGAAGAUGAAAUACCACUGGCUGAAUUGCAGCGACAAGAAAAACAAAAAAUAACAAUAGAAAAAGAAAAUAGGACACCAACAAAUAGUCCAAUAUUUAAUCAAAAUCAAAAAGAAUAUGCAAAUCAGAGUCCACGACACAGUUUAUCUUCUGUUAAAUUAAAUGAAUCUGACCCAUGUUGUUCUGUAACACCCAAAAUGAUUCUACCGCUGCCAAAAGCUAAAUACGAGCAAAUUAGGAAAACAAAAUCUAAAAGGUCUGAAAUUCUGUCCUCUACCCCAUAUAAAGAACAUUUAUUAGAACAGACAGAAGAAAAACUAAAGGCACAAAAGGGAAAAAGAAAAAUUCUCAAGUGUAAACAAGCUUCAGCAACUAAAAUAGACAACACUAUCUGUCCAGGAUGCAAUGAAAAUUUUAGUUACUCUGAUUGGUUAAUGUGCCGUGUUUGCCAAACUUGGUGGCAUGAGGACUGUUCUAAUUAUCUUGGAAGUGGUAGUUUCUUAUGCGAUUUAUGUGACAAGUAAUUUUAACGAUUGGUUAACUCGUACAAUUAGAAUGCGUACUCUUAGGAAUUUACGUGCGAAC